Molecule: messenger RNA, 3816 nt
Organism: Vitrella brassicaformis
Lineage: Eukaryota; Vitrellaceae
Source: the annotation of a GenBank genome assembly
GUUCAUUCCACGUAUACAUGAGCUGUGGGCGCACGGGAGGGACCGCUCCAGUGAUGCAUAGCAUAGAUUGCAUAGAUGGUUUAAGCACGGCCCACAUACACCAACCACAGGAGAAAAAGUCACCGUUUCCUAUCUAUCUAGUGCCUACCUUACCUGCCAUCGAUGCUCACCACCUGUGACUACCGACGAGUACACAAAGCUGCCGACAUCGAAAAACACGAACAAAUACACACAUGACCGGCCGUCCAUCCAUCCAUCCAUCCACUCGACCCAAAGUCACUUGUCCAUCCACAUCUGAUCUCUCUCUCUUCGUCUCGUCAUACACAGCGCACACACUGAAACCCGACCGACAGAAAAGCUAGGCGACCACAGCGACCUCUGAGUGGUCGUCGGCGGGCAGAGUGAUGACGGCCUCCAUGGUCACACUGCCGUCUUGGUUGGCCCGCUCACCCAAACCGCCACCGCCACUCGUCUUGGAGAAUGUGAAUUUGGCCACGUGUGUGUCGAAUGUGCUGCCGCCGUCCUUGGUCAUGAAGGAGCGGACCUUCACCGUCUCGCCUGGCACACCGGUGAUCAGCACGUGCAGGUGAUACGUCGUCCCUGAAGACAGACAACACACCAGCACACACACCGCCACACACACACUCAGACAGACAGACAGAGUGGCCACACGUGUGCCUUGUUCUCUGGCAGCCAUGAUGUGUGUGAUCUCUCUGCCGGCUCUCUCUCCCUCUCAGGGGGCGUGUGUCGUGUCGGUCACCGCACCCACCCUGUCUGACGAAGAAGACCUCAUCGAACCGUUUGGGCGAGAUGGGGACGAUUUUGUCUGGUUCUCCGAUCAGCGCCACCAUGAUUUCGGGCCGCUGACCGUGCGUCCACAGGGGAGACGCGUACACUAAAUGAGGCCGGUCACCCAAACCACCCGCUGGCACAACCAAAGGGCUGUCGGCCGUCCACAGCUCCACCUGCACUCACACACACACACGCACACACACACACACGCACACACGACACUGUGAAUGAGCUGGAGUGGAUGGGUGCGUGUCUGGUUGCUGGCCUUGUCGGGCUGUGUAGGCCUCCAGAUGGCCCACAUGUCCCAUUUCUUGAGGUGAGGGUAGUGGUCUAGGCUGACGUGGUAGUCGUGUGUGAGCCGGAAGCCCAGGAAGAUGUAGAACCGGUGCUUCCCGAUGUGAGUGUACGUGUAGUACAUCUUAUCCGCAUAGUCCACAGACACACCACCGGAGCCAAAGGUGGGCGCCUUGAAGGCCUUGCUCGAGUAGUGAGAAUCCACAAAGGCGAUCGGCCGGGAAGGCUUCAGAAUCCUCCCUGCACAAGGACAACAGGGAUGGGCGGGGCGCAUUGCGCUUGUCUGAGUGCAUGUUCACCCACUGACCGUCUUGUCUGCAGCAUUUUGCGACGAGUUGCCAGUCGGUGAGGCCGAUUUUGUCGCCGACGGCCACAGGUCCGGUGGAGAGGGUGGCCAUGGCCAGCUGUAGGUCGGGGAAGGGCUCGUUGAACCCGCCGUACUUGUCCGUCGUCGCAUUGGUCGACCAAAACACAUCUUUGAAGGGCGCGAUGCCCAGCGACUGCACACACACAUGCACACACAACCGUCAAGCAUGAGACUUCUUUCCUCUUGGCUGUGUGGCGGCUGACUGAGCUGACUGCCUGACCCUUAUGAUUGGUGCGGUGAUGCCGAUGUCCCACUGCAGGUUGCCGGGGGUGUAGUCGUCGGAUGCGCGUAUGGACGCGACAGGGUUGUACUGCACCGCAGCCAUGAUGUGCCGCGGGUACGGCAUGCACAGCUGCACCGCCACACCAUACUCACCUGCCGUCCUGCACACACACACAGACACACACAUAUGGGGGCUUGUGUGGGCAGAGGGGUGUCUGUAUUGUAUUGGACUGCAGACAUGGUCAUGAGGCUCAUGUAUCUGGCGAGCAGGUUGACGUCUUGUGUGAGCUGUGGCAUGAACUCGACCAUGAAGUACAGCCAAUCCUGCUCGUACAUCCGCAGGCCCCAGCCAGUGCUGGCGUAGGACGGACACCACACACACACACACACACUGUGCGGCCGCCAAAGAGGCGCCUGUGUGUGUCUGUUUACUUACGCGUUUCUGUAUAGGUCGUGCCAGAAGACGGGGUCGACGGACACGGCCAUCUGGCUGUCGGUGUCGCGGAUGAAGCUGUACUUGCCGCCGUUGGCAUUGUCGUACGGACUGUCAGUCGCAAAGUAGCGAUUGUGCGCUGCAUGGAUGGAUCCAACACACACACACAUCACAGACAAGGUAAAGGUAAGGGCAUGCGCGGCUGGUCGGUUGUCUGUGGUGCAGAUGGUCACCAGCGAGUGGCAGUCCGAGUUUCUUGUGGAGUUCCCUGAGGCCGUUUGGGAAGAUCUCUGCGUCGGCGUCCCACGUGUAUGUGCCCUGGUGCUUGAGCGUCUUGCGGUAGAACCACGAGUCAAGCUGCAGGCCCUGCAGUCCAUCCAUGACAGCAAGCGGCCCGCAGAGUAAAGGGUGAGCUCGAUUGUGUGUUGUGUGUCGUCUCCUGUCUGCCUUACUUUGAGUUCCAUGGGAGUCUGUUCCUGCCAGUACCGCUGCACCCCCAGCAGACUGUCCUCGUACGACGUCUUCUCCUCUGUGUGGUAAUAGUAAUACGCUGACACACACACACACACACACACACACACACAUGCGUGGACGUAUGUCGCAACACACGAGCAGCACUGACCUCCGUUGUCAGUCCAGUAGGUGACGUAUUCGGAGAAGAGGUCGAAUGGCCGCCGCUCGCUCUCAGGGUAGAAGGACCGCAGCACCACUCCCCACUUGUCAAUCGCCUCGUUCAUCCCCCCCUCGGUGCAGAAGACCAUCGUGUGCAUCACCAGGUGCCCGUAGCUCUCUACCGACCCCAUCACGCCCAUCUGAAACUCUGCCGGCGAACCAUCCGUGUCGUUCUUGACGCCCAGAGAGAACGACUCGAACCGGUUGGCGGGCGACACGACACACACGAACUGCUGUUUCUCGUCGAACAGGAACAGCGGCAGGCCGCCCUUGAUGCCCUUGGGGAUCUUCUUGACGUCACUCGUGCUGCGAGAGAAGGGGCCGUACUGGGGCGACCAGCCGAACGGGCCGUAGAGGGACGCGUAGCCGAUCUUCUGUUCAGCGGAUGGCAUGUCGAAGACGGGGAAUGCCGUGGACAGGUCGUCCUUGUCGGCCGCUGCAGUGUCCUGCAAGCCGAAUGGGAAGAAGUGGUCGAAGAACACACAUGACGACCCCAGCCGAUGGAUCUUGGUGGCGAACAGGUAGUCCACCGGCGCCUGUGCCUGUGUACGCAUGGCCUGCUUGGGUGGUGCCUUGGCCUUAAGCUGCUUGUCGCCCCAGUAGAAGCGCCACCGCUCGUAGUCAUAGUCGGGCUCAGAGAGGUAGGUCUGCUUGGUCAGGUUGAGGGCGCCGUUGGCCGGUGACAUGGUCUGGCCCUUGCGGGUGACGAAUGCGUGGCGGGACGAGUUGAGGUGCAGCAGCUGCUCGUCCACGCCGCCCUUGCGCUUGACGACGCUCAUCUCGUAUCUCGGGAGCCGAGCGGCUUCGUUCGUGUGGACAUUGAUGCGCAGAUGGAUGCCAUCCUCGUUGUGCUUCUUGAGGCCGCAGUGGUGUGGGAUGCCGUGCGGUAAGUCCGUCAGCUUGAAGGCGUCGCUCAGGCAGCUCAGCUCUCCGCGAACGACGCAUGCACACACAACGAGAGAGAUGACCAGAUCUAUGGUACGCAGCAGCCGCAUCCUUUUCAGAGAGGCCAUGCUCUGGCGCAUUUCCCUCCUCG